This is a messenger RNA of Mercurialis annua (annual mercury), 1323 nucleotides long. RefSeq lists its product as uncharacterized. Lineage: Eukaryota; Viridiplantae; Streptophyta; Magnoliopsida; Malpighiales; Euphorbiaceae. Bases 200 to 1147 code for a protein of 315 amino acids. The record is from RefSeq and is a predicted model, not a curated record. The transcript has 9 exons.
AUGUCCGUCAAGCGCAGGAAGAGCAGUUGGUAGAUGGUAUUGCCCUAAUUUGAAAGGUUUUUCAGUUACUUACAAGCAUUUGGUUAGAAAAUAAAAUAAUAUAAUAAUAAUAAUAAUAAUAGUACAAGAUAAAGGAGGAAUAGCAGAUCCACAUAUUGAAUUCAAUCUUUCUUGGGAAAUUUCGUUUAUCUCGUAACUCAUGAGGGCGAUGAUGAAGAUGAUGGCCUGGUUUGUAUUAGUGGCUCCGAUGCUCAUCGCCAAUUCUUAUACACUCCCUGCUUUCCUCUGGUCUUCUCAUCAGUUCUCCAACAACAGAAUGGAUGAAACGGUGAAUUAUCAGACUAUUUCUUCAAGGGAUCUCGCCAGGACUAUUUUUUCUGAAGGGGGCUGGUCAAACCUACUGUGUGCAGAAAAGAAAGUCCAGCUGCCUGUGGAUCUGGCACUUGUUUUUGUUGGUAGAGAGCUGUUCACCUCAGACAUAUCCACAAGCAAAAGUGCUGACCCAGCUCUUGUGGACUUGCUCAAGGGUUUCUAUAGAAGAUCUAAUUUCUCCAUGGCAUUUCCAUAUGUUGCUGCAUCAGAGGAGACGGUGGAGAAUUCAUUGGUUUCAAGUUUUGCAGAAUCCUGUGGGAAGGAUUUAGGAGUCAGUAAUGUUGCCUUUUCAGAGUCAUGCUCUGUAGAGGGUGAUAACUUUAGAAAGCUUGCUGACGUGCAUGCAGUUCAGGACCAUUUAGUUUCAAGAAUGGAAAAGAGACAAAAUGGGCAAGCAGAUCUAGUCGUAUUCUGCCAUGGAGCUCAUUCUGCAAAAGGACUUGAGCAACCAGAAACAGAAAGUGAGGUUCUGUCCAAGCUCAUCAGUUCGGUUGAGAGACUUGGGGUAAACUAUGAAGUACUGUACGUUUCAGAUCCCUUUCGAUCACCGAUCCAGUAUCCUUCUCACAGAGAGCUGGAAAGGUUUCUCGCUGAAGGUACUGUUGGAAAUGGAUCACUCAAUUCCACAACCUGUGAUGAAGUUUGCCGGAUCAAAUCAUCUCUUCUGGAGGGAGUUCUAGUUGGGAUCGUUUUGCUUAUCAUCCUAAUAUCAGGCCUCUGCUGUAUGAUGGGCAUUGAUACUCCUACUAGAUUUGAAGCACCCCAAGACUCUUAAUUUUGUGGAAGAGAUUCUUUCUUUGUAAUUUUAUCUCUGGUCAGAGUGAAGGGAGAUGAGAUGUUGUCUCUGUCAUAUCUGCUCAAGGAGUUGUAUGAUGUUGGUCAAAUAAAGGCGUGUAUUACAUACUUCUAUACUUUAACUUUUGGUUUAAUUUUAUUGUAGAGUUCAUCUUA